GCGGCGAGCGCACGGGCGCCGCGGGCGCCAUGGAGCAGUGGCGGCAAUGCGGCCGCUGGCUCAUUGACUGCAAGGUCCUGCCGCCCAACCACCGCGUCGUGUGGCCCUCGGCGGUGGUCUUCGACCUGGCGCAGGCUCUGCGCGACGGCGUCCUGCUGUGCCAGCUGCUGCACAACCUUUCCCCCGGCUCCAUCGACCUUAAGGACAUCAACUUCCGACCGCAGAUGUCCCAGUUCCUGUGUCUGAAGAAUAUUCGCACCUUCCUCAAAGUCUGCCAUGACAAAUUCGGACUAAGGAACAGUGAGCUGUUUGACCCCUUUGACCUCUUUGAUGUCCGAGACUUCGGGAAGGUCAUCUCUGCGGUGUCCCGACUGUCCCUGCACAGCAUCGCACAGAACAAAGGGAUCAGGCCCUUUCCCUCAGAGGAGACAACUGAGAAUGACGAUGACGUUUACCGGAGCCUGGAAGAGCUGGCUGACGAGCAUGACCUGGGUGAGGACAUCUACGACUGUGUCCCGUGUGAAGAUGAAGGCGACGACAUCUAUGAGGACAUCAUCAAGGUGGAGGUACAGCAGCCCAUGAAAAUGGGCAUGACUGAGGAUGACAAGAGAAGCUGCUGCUUGUUAGAGAUUCAGGAGACCGAGGCCAAGUACUACCGCACCCUGGAGGACAUUGAGAAGAACUACAUGGGCCCCUUGCGGCUGGUGCUGAGCCCAGCGGACAUGGCCGCCGUCUUCAUCAACCUGGAGGACCUCAUCAAGGUGCAUCACAGCUUUCUUCGAGCCAUCGAUGUGUCCAUGAUGGCUGGUGGCAGUACCCUGGCCAAGGUCUUUCUAGAAUUCAAGGAAAGGCUCCUGAUUUAUGGAGAGUACUGCAGCCACAUGGAACAUGCUCAGACUACCUUGAACCAGCUCCUUGCCAGCCGGGAGGACUUCAGGCAGAAAGUGGAGGAGUGCACGCUUAAGGUCCAGGAUGGCAAGUUCAAGCUGCAAGAUCUGCUGGUGGUGCCCGUGCAGCGGGUGCUGAAGUACCACCUGCUGCUCAAGGAACUCCUGAGCCAUUCUGCAGACCGGCCAGAACGACAGCAGCUCAAAGAAGCACUGGAGGCCAUGCAGGAUUUGGCCAUGUACAUCAACGAAGUGAAACGGGACAAAGAGACCUUGAAGAAGAUCAGUGAGUUCCAGUGUUCCAUAGAGAACCUGCAAGUGAAGCUGGAGGAAUUUGGGAGGCCGAAGAUUGAUGGGGAACUGAAAGUCCGCUCCAUAGUCAACCACACCAAGCAGGACAGGUAUCUGUUCCUGUUUGACAAGGUGGUUAUCGUGUGUAAGAGGAAGGGCUACAGUUAUGAGCUGAAGGAGGUCAUUGAGCUGCUCUUCCACAAGAUGAGUGAUGACCCUAUGCACAACAAGGACGUCAAGAAGUGGUCCUAUGGCUUCUACCUGAUUCACCUCCAAGGAAAGCAAGGUUUUCAGUUCUUCUGCAAGACGGAGGACAUGAAGCGGAAGUGGAUGGAGCAGUUCGAGAUGGCCAUGUCAAACAUCAAGCCAGACAAGGCCAAUGCCAACCAUCACAGCUUCCAGAUGUACACGUUUGACAAGACCACCAACUGCAAAGCCUGCAAGAUGUUCCUCAGGGGUACCUUCUACCAGGGUUACCUGUGUACCAGAUGUGGCGUCGGGGCACACAAGGAGUGCCUGGAGGUGAUGCCCCCCUGCAAGAUCAGUUCUCCCGCAGACUUGGAUGCUCCUGGAGCAGGACCAGGUCCCAAGAUGGUUGCUGUGCAGAAUUACCAUGGUAACCCAGCCCCUCCUGGGAAGCCAGUGUUGACCUUCCAGACAGGUGAUGUGAUAGAGCUGCUCCGAGGUGACCCCGAUUCUCCUUGGUGGGAGGGGCGACUGGUUCAAACCCGGAAGGCAGGGUAUUUUCCCAGCUCAUCUGUGAAGCCUUGCCCAGUGGAUGGAAGGCCACCUGUUGGCCGCCCACCAUCCCGAGAGCUUGAUUAUACCGCAUACCCAUGGUUUGCUGGCAACAUGGAAAGGCAGCAGACGGACAAUCUGCUCAAGUCUCAUGCCAGCGGGACCUACCUCAUCAGAGAGCGUCCGGCAGAGGCUGAGCGUUUCGCCAUCAGCAUCAAGUUCAAUGACGAGGUGAAACAUAUCAAGGUGGUGGAGAAAGACAACUGGAUCCAUAUCACGGAAGCCAAGAAGUUUGAGAGCCUCCUGGAGCUGGUCGAGUACUACCAGUGCCACUCACUCAAGGAAAGCUUCAAGCAAUUGGACACUACACUCAAGUUCCCCUACAAGUCUCGGGAGCGGGCUGCCACCAGGGCCUCAAGCCGGUCUCCAGCUUCCUGUGCUUCCUACAACUUUUCUUUUCUCAGUCCUCAGGGCCUCAGCUUUGCCCCUCAGGGCCCCUCCGCUCCCUUCUGGUCAGUGUUCACGCCACGGGUCAUCGGCACAGCUGUGGCCAGGUACAACUUCGCUGCACGAGACAUGCGGGAGCUGUCUCUUCGGGAGGGUGACGUGGUGAAGAUCUACAGCCGAAUCGGCGGGGACCAGGGCUGGUGGAAAGGCGAGACGAAUGGACGGAUCGGUUGGUUUCCUUCGACGUACGUGGAAGAGGAGGGUGUCCAGUGAGGGCGAGACCUGGACAGGACUCUUGGACGUUCUUGGGAGUCUCCCUACUUUGGAAGUCCACCUCUGACUUCUCCAUAGCUCUGGGAACUGCCUGCCAAGCCGGCAGCUGUUAUGGCCCAUAGGGAUGGGGAGGGUGUCCCACCGUCACCUGCCCUAGGUGGCCUGCCCCUGGGUACAUUCCUUGUACAUAGAGGAAAUCUGUGCUGGCCACACCCAGAGCACCAAGAAGAGGGAGCUCAGGCAAUGUGGCCAGGCAGGGGUGGAUAACAGCCAAGGUCAGAAACCACCGCCUGUCCCUCUGGCUUAGAUGGUUAUUGGGGAACCUAGAACUCAACUCAUGGUGUGCCAGGGGCUGCUGGGGACAGCAGAGGGGGGCCCACCCAGCCCCAUCUGCAGCCCUGCACUGAUCUGCCUGUCUUUUCUGCUGCUCCUAGAGUAGGUGUCAGGUCUGGGAGGCAGGCAGGACCAGAGCCAGUCCGUGCUAUAGCACACACUAGGCCCAGCUGGGAGAGAGAGCUCUCACAGGGGCCGCUGAGUCAUGCUAGCUCUGGAGUUUUCCUGACUGCCUCCUUUCCUAACACACCAGGGUCCUGCUGAGUGCUGACUGGGCAGGCCCCUCCCUCGUGAGGGGUCUUUGGAAUGAUGACAUUGCUGACCCACUGUAGCCCACCCGGUCAGUGGUACUGCUCUUUGCUUGUUGAAACCCCUUUCCUGAGCCAGGAAACAGGUCUCCUGGCCCUGCUGCCAGGGGACACAUCUGUGAACCCCAAAGGGCAGAGAGAAAGCCAGGUUCCCCUUCCCACGGCCUCUUUUCUCUCCAGGAGGCAGGCUUAGGUCUUCUGCAUUCCAAACUAUGGCCCCUAGGAAUCUUGCUAGCCUUUGCACUAGAUGUUGGGUCUAGCCCCAGCAGAAGUCUGCGCAAGGAUUUCUGCAGCCCACACACUGGGCCUAUGGCCAACUCAAAAUAAGUGCUCUUGGGGUAUCUCAGCCCCUUCACCUCCUUCUCCUGGUGCUUCCUGGCCUUUGACCUCUGGCUUGCUUGGCCAGCCCCUAUUUCCUUCCCUCAGAGUUCUGUGUGAAAGCUUAUGUGAAGACACAGAUUUCUUGGGGGCCCUUCCUCCCUUCAUCUAGCUGCCUAGUCCUGGGUGAGGAGGGAGCCAAGGCUAGGGACAUUGUCCCUGCUGGAGUGGGACAAUGCACUCCCUACCUUGUACCUGGGGACACUUUCCAAAGUUGGCCUCUAGCUUGGUGCCCACAUACAGCAUGCUGGGAUGUCGGGGGAGGCAGGGAGGGAUUCAGAAGAUGGAGAAAAACAGGAAGUGACAUACCCUGGAAAGCCUCAAGCUAUGAGAAGCUGGUGUGGCCAAGGGUUGGCCUCGGAGAGAUUUUUGCACAGCUCCCCGGCCCAGCCUGCCCUGCCCAAGUGCAGACUGUGGAGAGGGCUCUGUCAGGCCUGCCAUAUGAAUGCCCUCAUAACACCCUUGUG
Messenger RNA from Acomys russatus (golden spiny mouse), 4122 nucleotides. RefSeq names its product vav guanine nucleotide exchange factor 2 (gene Vav2). Lineage: Eukaryota; Metazoa; Chordata; Mammalia; Rodentia; Muridae. The coding region runs from base 30 to 2636 and encodes 868 amino acids. Gene Ontology annotation, biological process: intracellular signal transduction; regulation of GTPase activity; cell migration. Gene Ontology annotation, molecular function: guanyl-nucleotide exchange factor activity; protein binding. The transcript is spliced from 28 exons. Gene Ontology annotation, cellular component: cytoplasm. The record is from RefSeq and is a predicted model, not a curated record.